Molecule: messenger RNA, 1125 nt
Organism: Cylindrotheca closterium
Lineage: Eukaryota; Bacillariophyta; Bacillariophyceae; Bacillariales; Bacillariaceae
Source: the annotation of a GenBank genome assembly
AUGAUGAAUUUGUACACUUCCAGGGGUGCAUCCACCUACGUGUUGUGGAAUAUAGGUCUCAUUUUCAUUGUCAGCCUUGGUUGCAUUGUGGUCUGGAACGUAGUUGGAACUUCAUCAUCCAUCAAUAAUGGUAAUGGUAGUGACACUCUGGAAUUGUUCGCGGAUCAGUUCCCCUCUCUGGAAGAAACCCUGUGGAUGGCAAAAUUGUCCAAGUCAGCCUAUGAAUUCAGGCAUGAGGACAAGGACUUUUGCAAGAAAUACAAACCUUCGGAUGGAACCAGGUGCGAGUGGUACGAUCACAACAAGCGACUUGGCACGCAAGUCCUGAUAGUUUCCAACAAGGUACAAAAGUACAUUGCCGUGGCAUUUGCAGGAACGGAUGACAUUCGAACCUCUCUGGAAGAUGCACAUGCAACACAAAAGCCGUUUGGGAACAAUUCAACCAUCAGUCUUCCGGAGGGUAUUCGUGUGCAUUCCGGGUUUGACAACGCUGUGUUCCUACAAGGAAUGUGGGAGCAAAUUUCCUCAAGGAUAAAACGGUUGGUCAUUGCACAUCCUUCCUAUAGGAUUUACAGUACAGGACAUAGUCUUGGUGCAGCAAAUUCUCUGCUUACAGCGGCUGCCCUAAGCCUCCAAGGACACAAAGUUAAAUCCAUCAACUUUGGAUGUCCGCAGACUGGAAACAAACCGUGGAGCGAGUUCUUCAAUAGAACGUCUCCCACAAAGGAUAAGCUAGCAAUCUGGCGGAUAGUUUUGGGUUGGGAUCUGGUUCCACGGCUGCCAGACUUUUUCUAUCAUGCAGGACAUACCAUCCAACUCUGGAAAAAUUCUACCAAUGUAACUAGCGUGGAAUCAUACUUUGAACACUAUGGCAACGAAGAGCUCCACUAUGCCGGUGCUCCACCUGGAUGGAAUGCAAAGCCUCAUUUCAUUGGACCUGAUGAUCUAACAUCUCACUUUAUGACGAAAUACAUUGAACAUUUGGAGGAACUGAACAGCGUGGACAGCACAUGGGUUCAUGAAUUCAAGAAAAGUGAUGACCCACCACCCCCACCACCAAUUGAUUACGAUGAUGAUGUUUUCAACGACGAUCUUCGGGAUGACUGGUAUCCAAAAGAAGCGUAA